UGACGGGUCGAAAUGCACAUGAGGUGUUUGGGGUCCUGCCUGCUACGACAUUAGUAUUGGAGAACUUCAAGUGGUGUCACCACCUGUGAGGCGAGUUCCGUCCUACCAUGAAAGUCUUGAUCGCAUUCUCUAUCCAUAUUCUCUUCGUGUUGCUCGUCUCAGCACACGGCGACCAUGAAGACUCAGAAGAGAACGCAAAACUUGCUGAUGCAAGCUACGCCAUUCGACAUAUGGCCACCGAACACCAUAUUGAUUCCUUCGACAUGGAAAGUUUCUUCCAGCUUCAUGAUUUGAACAGAGAUGGCGUGUGGGACCGGGAAGAAAUUGAGGCUAUAUACGGCGUCCAUCAUGUGUACUCACAGAAAAAGUCGAAGGACGACAUUGAACACCAGAAGAAGGCUGAUCAUGUUGCGGAUACUGUACUCAAGCUCUUGGACAAAGACGGGGACAGCAAGGUCACGCCAGAGGAGUUUGCCGCUGUUGGGAUGAGUGGCUUGCCGAGUUUUGACGACAUAGGCGCAGAGGGUCACCAUUACGAUGUAGAAAGCGAGUUUUUCUUACAUCACGAAGAACAAUAUCACUCGACACCUGAAACACAAACCGAUGCAUCAUACAUUCACCCCGAAGACGCUGAACACUUUGCACAGCACGCAGCUAUUGAACGUGAAGAAGCAGAGCGAGAGGCGAAAUUUCAAGGGAUAACAGUUGAGGAAGCCAUCCGCGCACAUGAAGAGCCCCCCGCACGCCCUGCACCCCCCGCUGAAAGUGCGCCAAAGCCCAAAAUCACCCGUGGAGUCCCACCAGAGAAGCAGGAUCCAGUGGUUAAGUACAAGGAUAUUGGCAAGGAGAGCGACAGCCAGUCAGAAUGGGGAACCGGAGAACAAGGCUACAAGCAACCUAACACCCCAGCAGAGAAAACGAGGAAGAACCUCCCAUACAAGGAACGUGUACAGUAUAAAUUCCGACGGAAUUGGGGAGAUUUCUAA
Messenger RNA from Suillus bovinus, 986 nucleotides. RefSeq lists its product as uncharacterized. Gene Ontology annotation, cellular component: endoplasmic reticulum-Golgi intermediate compartment; extracellular exosome. The transcript has 9 exons. Lineage: Eukaryota; Fungi; Basidiomycota; Agaricomycetes; Boletales; Suillaceae. The record is from RefSeq and is a predicted model, not a curated record. Gene Ontology annotation, molecular function: calcium ion binding. Bases 108 to 986 code for a protein of 292 amino acids.